Lodderomyces elongisporus is the source of this 465-nucleotide messenger RNA. RefSeq names its product Rim1p (gene RIM1). The coding region runs from base 1 to 465 and encodes 154 amino acids. The record is from RefSeq and is a predicted model, not a curated record. Gene Ontology annotation, molecular function: single-stranded DNA binding. Lineage: Eukaryota; Fungi; Ascomycota; Pichiomycetes; Serinales; Debaryomycetaceae. The transcript has a single exon.
AUGUUAAGAUCAUUUCAACGUUCAUUCUCAUCCUCCUUGGUCAAGAAAGAUUUUUCAAAGGCUUCCAUUUUGGGAAGAAUUGGCCAUGUUGAAUUUAGAGAGUCUGCCAAUGGUACCCCAUACGUUUCCUAUGGUGUUGUAGUCAACAGGAGACCAAGACCUAACAACAACAGUAAUAGUAAUAGUACUGGUAAUAGCAUUGAUGGUGCCGAGGGUUCUGCAGAAACAUCAGUUGCAGAUGGCGAAUGGUUCAAUAUCAAUAUAUUUGGAGAUGACAAGGUCCGUGCUGCAGAGAAAUACAUCAGAAAGGGUAACAUUGUCCAUGUUGAAGCUACUAUUAGAAACAAGAGGUUCGAUGGACAAAACAGAUUAUCAUUUGUCCAAAAAAGCUGCGAUGUGAUUCGAUGGGGCAGAAAACCAGAAGAUGGUGAGGGUCAUGAGGAAAUUCACGAGGAACAAAUUUGA